UCACUGUAAGUUUUCUCUUAAGCGACUGACAGUAUCUUUUUGAAAAAAUAAUAAGCUCUGACGCGGCUUAUUUAUAUUUCACAGCGAGAAUCUCAGAUAUCCAAGAAGUAUAAGUAAUGGAUCAAAAAACGGCUCAUCUGGGCUGGAUCGACUAUGCAGUUAUCACAGGGGCAAUGUGCGUGAGUGUUGGCAUAGGUUUGUUCUACCGAUUUUCCGGAGGUAGACAAAAAACCACACAGGAGUACUUUUCAGCAGACAAAUCAAUGAGCAUCAUACCUGUUGGUAUUGCUCUGAUGGUUUCAUUUAUGUCAGCAAUUACAUUACUUGGUCUUUCUGCAGAAAAUUAUAGCUAUGGUACACAGUUCGUCGGGAUAAACGUUGCAUACUGGAUUGCUACUCCUAUCAUAUGCUACGGUUACGUGCCGGUAUUUUUUAAUCUUGGAGCCAUAAGCGCUUACGAGUAUUUAGAUAAACGUUUUGGUUACGGAGCUCGUAUAACUGCUAGUUUUGCUUAUUGGGUGCAAUUACUUUUGUACUCUGGAGUAGUUUUAUAUGCACCGGCAUUGGCACUUGAAGCCACUACAGGAAUGAAUAUAGUUACGAGUAUAGUUGCUAUUGGUUUAGUAUGUGCUUUUUAUUCCACCAUAGGAGGAAUCAAGGCUGUGCUGAUAACCGAUGUCUUUCAAGGAGGCUUAAUGUUCAUCUCACUUUUUAUUGUUAUAUUUACGGCGGCCCACAGAGUAGGUGGAGUGGGUGAAAUCUGGCGAAUAGCAUCAGAAGGCAAGAGGAUUCAAUUUGAUAAUACAUCAUCCGAUCCAACCGUUCGUCAUACGUGGUGGGGCCUUAUUAUCGGCGGAAUGUGUACUUACUUAUCCUUGUUUGGUGUUAAUCAAGUUCAAGUUCAACGAAUGAUGACUCUAAAAAAUAUAAAAUCAGCCAGAGUUGCCUAUUGGGUUAAUGUGUUCAUGUUAUCUUGUCUAUCUAUCCUGACAUGUUUUUCUGGUCUUGCUUUAUACAGCCAUUAUUAUGAGUGUGAUCCAAAAGUUACAAAAAGAAUUGGAUCGAUGGAUAUGUUAAUGCCAUUAUAUGUUAUGGAUACGUUGUCAAGUAUACCAGGGGUACCAGGUUUAUUUGUGGCUGGAAUUUUCAGUGCUGGUUUAAGCACAAUUUCCGCUGGAUUGAAUUCUUUGGCAGCUGUCACUUUAGAAGAUUACAUUAAACCAAUCUAUACUUGGAGCUCUGGUCAUGAAUUUUCCGAAAAACAAUCAAUUAUUUGUAGUAAAAUACUGGUGCUGGUAUUUGGAAUUUUGUGCAUUGCCCUUGCUUUUGCUGCCCAACUGCUCGGGGGUGUUCUGCAGGCUAGCUUAACUAUUUUUGGAGUGGUUGGAGGUCCUUUGCUUGGUAUCUUUACUUUAGGGAUGCUCACUGAAUCUACGAAUCAAAUUGGUGCUGUAAUGGGAACUUUGACCUCAUUUGCAUUUUGCAUGUGGAUAGCUUUUGGUCAACCAAGGCCGGUACCACCUGCCCUAUCUAUAAGUGCAGAUGGCUGUAGCAAUAAGACAUCAGAUUUUGUCGGAAAAAUACUUCAAAGUGAAAAGGCGGAUUCUUAUUUUUAUCUGUUUAAAAUAUCUUACAUGUGGUACAGUGCAAUUGGAUUUAUUAUUACUAUGGUGAUAGGAUACGCAGUGAGUCAUCUAAGUCGUAUUUUCAAUAAAAAAGAUGCGGAUGAACUGGAUCCAGAUUUAUUUUUUCCGUUCGUUAGUAGGCGUAUUAAAAGACGUCGACAACAUCUUACUGAAAUUGAUGUAAACUUAAGUUUACAGAAAUCCUGCUUACCAGAUAGUAAAUAUAAUAAUAUUUCAAAAGAUAGAGAAUAAAAUAGUAGUAUAGAAAAAGGUUUUAUACAUGCAUAAAAUCUGUACCAAAUGUUUAUCACACUACCGGGUAGUAGCUCUGUUGUUACAUCUGACAAAAUAUUGAACACAUUGUGUAUAUAUUAUUUUAUAUUCUGAGCAUGUUACAAGUUGUAAUUCCAGAAUAUUGUUAAGAAAAAUAAGCGAAGUAUAUUUAAAAAAAAAACAGAGAUAGAGAUAGAUAGAGAGAGAGAGAGA
This is a messenger RNA of Copidosoma floridanum, 2111 nucleotides long. Its product is annotated as putative sodium-dependent multivitamin transporter. Gene Ontology annotation, cellular component: membrane. NCBI's taxonomy places the organism in Eukaryota, Metazoa, Arthropoda, Insecta, Hymenoptera, Encyrtidae. Gene Ontology annotation, molecular function: symporter activity. Gene Ontology annotation, biological process: sodium ion transport; transmembrane transport. The record is from RefSeq and is a predicted model, not a curated record.